UUGAUUUGUAUGUGCUUCUCCCGGCGCCGGCCGCUCCCGCUGGUGCUGCUGGAGUUCGGGCAGCGCUUCUCGUAGCGGCGGCGGCAGCUCCUACCAAACAUGUCGGCUCCCGCCGGGCCCCGGAGCGGCCCCGCCGCUCCUCAGCCUCCACCGGCCCCGCAGCCCGAGAUGCCGGACCUCAGCCACCUCACGGAGGAAGAGCGGAAGAUCAUCCUGGCCGUCAUGGACCGCCAGAAGAAGGAAGAGGAGAAGGAGCAAUCCGUGCUCAAGGUCAAAGAAGAGCAAAAACCACAGCCGACACAGUGGUUUCCCUUUAGUGGGAUCACUGAGCUGGUAAAUAACGUUCUUCAACCACAGCAAAAACAGCAAAAUGAAAAGGAGCCCCAGACAAAAUUACAUCAGCAGUUUGAGAUGUAUAAGGAGCAAGUGAAGAAGAUGGGUGAAGAAUCACAGCAGCACCAGGAGCAGAAGGGUGAUGCCCCAACCUGUGGCAUCUGCCACAAAACCAAAUUUGCUGAUGGCUGUGGCCAUAACUGUUCCUAUUGCCAAACGAAAUUCUGCGCGCGCUGCGGAGGAAGAGUGUCUCUGCGGUCCAACAAGGUAAUGUGGGUAUGCAACUUGUGCCGAAAACAACAAGAAAUCCUCACGAAAUCGGGAGCCUGGUUCUACAACAGCGGCUCACACGCGCCGCAGCAGCCGGACCAGGAGGGAAGCAGAGCUCUGAGGAACGAGGAAGCACCUCAAGAGAAAAAAGCAAAACUGCAAGAGCAUCCGCAGUACCAGGGACCAUCAGGUGACAUAUCCACACAAGCUUUGGACAAAAACAGAUCUCAAGGGCUCACAAGACAAGACUCAAUUAAGAAUGGCUCAACAGUAAAGCAUCCAGUAACAAGUGACACAUCAGACAGGAAAAGAAGCCCUUCAAUAUCAAGAGAACAGAGCAGAAGAUACGACCAAAGGGACGAGAGAGACGAAUAUUCACAGUAUGCUACAUCAGACAGUGCGAUGCCCAGGUCACCAUCAGAUUAUUCAGAUAGGCGGUCACAGCGUGGGCCCCAGUUAUACGAAGAACCUGAACUGGGUGAUUAUAGAGAUUCCAACAGGAGGAGCCGCAGGCGUUCCAAGGAGUAUCCGGUAGAAGAAGAAGAUGCGCAAAGCAGGGAGGAAUAUGAGAGGCAGAGGAGGGAAGAGGAAUACCAGGCCCGAUACCGGAGUGAUCCUAAUUUGGCUCGUUAUCCAGUCAAGCCGCAGCCAUAUGAGGAGCAAAUGCGUAUCCACGCUGAAGUGUCCCGCGCACGACAUGAACGCAGGCAUAGCGAUGUCUCCCUGGCAAAUACAGAGCUGGAAGAUUCUCGGAUGUCCAUGCUCAGGAUGGAACGGCCAUCAAGGCAAAGAUCAGUGUCUGAGCGCAGGGCCGCCAUGGAAAACCAACGUUCGUACUCUAUGGAAAGAACUCGAGAGGCUCAGGGACCAAGUCCCAAUCGUCAGAGGACCACAAAUCAUAGCCCUCCUACACCUAGGAGGAGUCCAAUUCCUCUGGAAAGACCAGACAUGAGGCGCUCUGAUUCUUUAAGGAAACAGCACCAUUUGGAUCCCAGUUCUGCUGUCCGGAAAACAAAACGUGAAAAGAUGGAGACCAUGUUACGGAAUGAUUCGCUCAGCUCGGACCAGUCUGAAUCCGUCAGACCUCCACCACCAAAGCCCCAUAAAACGAAAAAAGGAGGUAAAAUGCGCCAGGUUUCAUUAAGUAGCUCAGAAGAAGAAUUGGCAUCCACUCCAGAAUAUACAAGUUGUGAUGAUGUAGAGAUUGAAAGUGAAAGUGUUAGUGAAAAAGGAGACAUGGAUUACAACUGGUUGGACCAUACGUCUUGGCAUAGCAGUGAGGCAUCCCCAAUGUCUUUGCAUCCAGUAACUUGGCAACCAUCCAAAGAUGGAGAUCGUCUCAUUGGUCGGAUUUUGUUAAAUAAGCGACUAAAAGAUGGAAGUGUGCCUAGAGAUUCAGGAGCAAUGCUUGGAUUGAAGGUAGUAGGAGGAAAGAUGACUGAAUCAGGUCGACUCUGCGCAUUUAUCACCAAAGUUAAAAAAGGAAGCUUAGCUGAUACAGUGGGGCAUCUUAGACCAGGUGAUGAAGUAUUAGAAUGGAAUGGAAGGAUACUACAAGGAGCCACCUUUGAGGAGGUGUAUAAUAUCAUUUUAGAAUCCAAACCUGAGCCGCAAGUAGAGCUUGUAGUUUCAAGACCAAUAGGGGACAUUCCCAGAAUACCCGACAGCACACAUGCACAGCUGGAGUCCAGUUCUAGUUCAUUUGAAUCUCAAAAAAUGGACCGACCUUCUAUUUCAGUGACUUCUCCUAUGAGUCCUGGCAUGUUAAGGGAUGUUCCACAGUUCUUGUCUGGACAACUUUCAAUAAAACUGUGGUAUGACAAGGUUGGUCAUCAGUUAAUAGUGACCAUACUGGGAGCAAAGGAUCUUCCUUCAAGGGAAGAUGGGAGGCCAAGGAAUCCUUACGUAAAAAUUUACUUUCUUCCAGACAGAAGUGAUAAAAAUAAAAGAAGAACAAAAACAGUAAAGAAAACAUUGGAACCUAAGUGGAAUCAGACAUUUAUUUAUUCUCCAGUUCAUCGGAGAGAGUUUAGAGAACGAAUGUUAGAAAUCACUCUUUGGGACCAAGCACGAGUUCGAGAGGAAGAAAGUGAAUUUUUAGGAGAGAUUCUUAUUGAGUUAGAGACAGCGUUGCUAGAUGAUGAACCCCACUGGUACAAACUUCAAACACAUGAUGUCUCUUCAUUGCCACUUCCCCAUCCCUCACCAUAUUUGCCACGCAGACAGCUCCACGGCGAGAGUCCCACACGGAGGUUACAAAGAUCCAAAAGAAUCAGUGACAGUGAAGUCUCUGAUUAUGACUGUGAUGAUGGAAUUGGUGUUGUUUCAGGGUCCCCUCACCGCGGAGAUAGUAUAGGACGGACUAGAUCGUGGUCUCCCAGUGUCCCUCCCCCACAAAGUCGGAAUGUGGAUCAGGGACUGCGAGGGACUCGCUCCACCCCUGCGCACUACAACACCCUGAACCGGAUGGACAGACACCGAGCUGUAGACGACCACUACUCCCCAGACAGAGAGAGGAAUUGUGAAGCAGCAGAUAGACAGCCAUAUCAAAGAUCCAGAUCAACAGAGCAACGUCCUGUGCUAGAGCGGACCAACUCCCGCUCCCGAUCCACAGAGCGUCCUGACUCAAACCUCAUCAGGUCGAUGCCUUCAUUAAUGACUGGAAGAUCUGCCCCUCCUUCACCCGCCUUACCGAGGUCACAUCCUCGAACUGGGUCUGUCCAGACAAGUCCAUCAAGUACUCCAGUAGUAGGGCGAAGGGGCAGGCAGCUACCGCAGCUCCCACCAAAGGGGACGUUGGAGAGAAGUGCACUGGAUGUAGAAGAAAGGAAUCGCCAAAUGAAAAUGAGCAAGUACAAACAGGUAGCAGGAUCAGAUUCCAGGCUGGAACAAGAUUAUCAUUCUAAGUACCGGCCGGGGCGGGAUCCUCACCGAGGCUCGGACAAUGUUUCCAACAAGUCCUCGGACAGCGAUGUCAGCGACGUCUCGGCCGUGUCCCGGACCAGCAGCGCUUCCCGCUUCAGCAGCACGAGCUACAUGUCUGUGCAGUCCGAGCGCCCAAGGGGAAACAAGAAAAUAAGUGUCUUUACAUCCAAAAUGCAAAGCAGACAGAUGGCCAUCUCAGGAAAGAACAUGACUAAGAGCACCAGCAUCAGCGGGGAGAUGUACACGCUGGAGAAGAACGAUGGCAGCCAGUCGGACACGGCAGUGGGCACUGUUGGUGGUGGCAGCAAGAAGAGGCGCUCCAGCAUCGGUGCAAAGAUGGUCGCCAUUGUGGGGCUGUCGAGAAAGAGCCGCAGCACGUCACAGCUCAGCCAAACUGAAGCAGGGGGCAAGAAGCUGCGGAGCACCGUCCAGAGGAGCACGGAGACAGGGCUGGCCGUGGAGAUGAGGAACUGGAUGACUCGCCAGGCGAGCCGGGAGUCAACGGAUGGGAGCAUGAACAGCUACAGCUCUGAGGGAAAUUUGAUCUUCCCUGGUGUGAGGUUGGCUGCAGACAGCCAGUUCAGUGAUUUUCUGGAUGGACUUGGUCCUGCCCAGCUUGUAGGACGACAGACAUUGGCAACGCCAUCAAUGGGAGAUAUUCAGGUGGGAAUGAUGGAUAAGAAAGGACAACUGGAAGUAGAAAUAAUCCGAGCCCGUGGCCUUGUUGUAAAACCAGGUUCAAAGACACUGCCAGCACCAUAUGUAAAGGUGUAUCUAUUAGAAAAUGGAGUCUGCAUAGCCAAAAAGAAAACAAAGGUAGCAAGAAAAACGCUGGAACCACUUUAUCAGCAACUUCUAUCAUUCGAAGAAAGUCCCCAAGGGAAAGUUUUACAGAUAAUUGUUUGGGGAGACUAUGGACGUAUGGAUCACAAAUCCUUUAUGGGAGUGGCACAGAUACUUUUAGAUGAACUGGACCUGUCCAACAUGGUGAUUGGGUGGUUCAAACUUUUCCCUCCUUCCUCCCUAGUAGACCCAACCUUAGCUCCUCUCACUAGAAGAGCUUCCCAAUCAUCUCUUGAAAGUUCAACAGGACCUUCGUAUGCUCGCUCAUAGCAGCUGUGAAACUGUUGUCAUAGCAACCAGCGUUACAAAAAAAUAAAAUUACAGGUCGCAAACCCUGGUAACACUGCAUGCUUAAUGUUGUGUCUUCUGAGCCUGUUUCUAGGGCUGCAACGCGAUCCUGUGUUCUCAAGGAAGUUGCACACAUUGUGCCCUACGGAAGGCCCUCAGGUGAUGGACUGAAAUCAUGAAGAACUGAUAGGUUUGGAGUUCAGGGACUCAGUUUUGGUCCAAUCUGAAGCCAUGGACUAAACUAAAAAAAAUCAAUCUGUUUCAUGCAACAAAAGUCCUUUUCAAUGGCAUAUCUGUUUUGUUGCUCCCUUUUCUUUAUUUAUCUGCCCUCCCCUCCUAAAGUUUGGUUAUGCCACAGAAACGGAGUUACCCUCCCAUGGAGCCACGUUACAAGUCAGUGGAUUAGCAGGCAUUGGAAGAAAAGAAGAAUCUAAGGAUGCUGGAAAAGUCAACUGGCACUUGCAGCAGUUGCUUGGGAUCUGAAAACUUCAUAUUGAAAAGGUUCAAGACUUAAAGUGGCGGGCUUCAGACCUCCAGCUGUUCACUCGGUGAAACCCCAGACAUGAUGGACUCUCUAAAAAAUAAAGUUCUGUGGAUAUACUGUACUGUAUGAAAUUAAGAAACUUUUUUGCAUGGACACAGAUUUAGCUGAACACUUAAAUUAUUUUCUUGGGGCUGCAACUUGCAAAAAAAAAAAGAAAGAAUAAAUCAGCCAUUUUCAACAGUUUAUAUUAUUUUUAAAGAUAAAUUUCACUAGUGCAUGGUUUUAAAAGGAAGAGAAUGCAACAGGGUGAUACAAAGACACACCACGUUUAUCAUUCUUUAAACCAGUCAUGGUCUGUGUUUUUGCAGACUUAUAUUAAAAAUAAAAAAAUAAUUUCUAGCAAAUAUUUAAAAUUCUGUUUAUGUGACAAGAAAUAAGUGUAAUAUAUUAAAUUUAUUUAAAUGUAAAAGGUACAAGCCUUGUAAAGUUCAACAUAAUGUGCAAAUUGUACACUUCUUUUACCUCCUUCUUUCUCUAUUACUCCUCCCAUUCUCCUUUCUUCCUUUUGCUCUUUUCCCCCCUCUACCUCCCAGGAUGAUCAGCAUAUUCUAAAAUGGCUACCUUUUGACUUAUUACUGUCUUAUGCCCCAUAUUUGGUUCAGGGUUGCAGAUUGUUCUGCAUUUCUGAAUUAUUUGAGAAAAAUAUUGUUUAAGAGCUUACUUUUUUUCAAGCAUGUUGAAAAGGAUUUUGCAACAUGGCUUGGGAGUACAUUAAUGUAAUUCAGCAUGUAUUUGAUAAAGAAGAUAUUUGAAAUUUUGCAAUUUAUUGUACAGUGCAUGGUAACUUAUUUUCAUUUUUUCUCACCUUCAAAUUGAAUUCUACAGCAAAAUACUGGAAUCAUGUGGCCAUUGUAAGAUGUCUUCAAUAAAUUUGUGUUCAGCACCAGCAUCUUUCAUUCAAAGACUGAACUAUUAUUUCUUGAAGGUUUUUGGAAAGAGGAAAAAUUAAGUACCUGACUGAUUUUUAGGAAACAAAUUUAAGCACUUUUAUUUGCACUAAACCAAAUUGAUUGCUACAUUUUUGAAAUAACAGAAGCAACAAAGGUUACAAAUCCAUACAGUUCUUCUGCUGUAAAGUUCAAUUUUCAUGAAUUACAUUUGCGUUGCAAAAGACAUAAUUAGAUAAUAUCAGUCUGGAAAGUAUCAGUCUUUGGUUGGUAAAAUAGCCUUAAAGAAAGCUUCUCAGUACCACUCUGUCAGCUAUUUGACACCAUUGCCAGAACCUCACUGCAGUCAAUGGAUCUUCAGAACCCCGGGUUUUGUAGCAGACAGUAACUACCAUUGGGUGGUGCUGCAAGUUCAAGCUUCUCAUUAAGUUCUUUAAAGGGAAUGUAACUGGCUAAUGUUUAAUAACAAAAUAUCCUUUUCUUUUUUUUCUUUUUCCUGGGUCUUUGUAUGCCUUUAAUACCUACUUAAGGUUUAAUAUUGAAAUCUUGCAAUAAUUUUUGAAGUACGUUACAUUUACCUUUAUGGCCACACAGAACUAUUCUGAUUUUAUUUGAAAAUCUGUUGAAGUUUCCCAUUAACAAAUUGUACAUGCCUCGUAAGAGGGAAAAAGUAAUAACAGUAUCACUUACAAUGCCUUUUACUUUGUGCAAUAUCAUAGAAAAUGAGAUUGUGUCUUGUCUGCAGAGUUUAUAUAAUGGAUUAUUGUUCAGUUAAUAGACAGACUGGUAAAAUUAUAUUUAUUGAAAUAAUUUAGACACCUGUCUACCAGCAGCAAAUAAAUACUACUAACAUACAGUCUACAAUAUCCCCUAGGAUAUUAAACAAAAAUACAUAACCAUUUUCCUGACGCUGUGAGAUGUGCUCACACAUUCUUGUAUGCAUAGUCCUCUAUAAAUUAUUUCAAAUUUUAAAAUCAAGGACAUGACGCAUGGAAGGUUUGUACAUAAUUGUCAUUAUGCAGUAUUUAUUUUAAAAAAAUUAAUGUAUUUUUUUUAAUUUUCACACGUCUGCAAUUCUACUUAUGGUUUAGUCAUGUAAAUAGUACUAUUCCAGUGAUCACUGCUGUCUUGUAAAUAGUACGUUUUAAAAAGUUAAAAGGAAUUACAGUUGGGGAAAAAAAGGGCAGAUUAGGCCUGUAAUGAACACCAACUAAUGUAAAUCAAACUCAUUCUGGUGAUGGUAUUUAACACUUUAAAUAAAACAUUUUCUUUACAGAA
Molecule: messenger RNA, 7368 nt
Organism: Haemorhous mexicanus (house finch)
Lineage: Eukaryota; Metazoa; Chordata; Aves; Passeriformes; Fringillidae
Gene: RIMS2
Product: regulating synaptic membrane exocytosis 2
Exons: 28
Coding region: 100-4641 (1513 amino acids)
Biological process (GO): intracellular protein transport; regulation of membrane potential; calcium ion-regulated exocytosis of neurotransmitter
Cellular component (GO): cytoskeleton of presynaptic active zone; presynaptic membrane
Molecular function (GO): small GTPase binding; transmembrane transporter binding
Source: RefSeq, a predicted model, not a curated record